AUGGUUCGCUUUGCUUGUUUGUGAUAUCUUUUCAACAUUUUUUGCUUUCAGACGGAAAAUCAGCCCGAAGGGAGGGAAACGGCGAUAACUGACCAAAACGUUGUUUUGUGCGCGACAAUGGAGGGCCGCGUGUGUGUGACGAGGGCUCCCGUCCGUCUGAAUGUCUAUGAUAUGGUUCGUUUUGCAGGGAAAAAAAAUCGAAGAAUUAGAAUAAUAUUAAAGGAGGUAUAUAUUUUUGAUUAGAAAAAAGGGAUUUUACUGAUUUUCUAGGUUUUUUGUUGAUUUGGCUGUGAAAAAACGCUCUUUAGAUGGUUCAAUUGAUAAAGUUUAUUGGUUAUUUUUUUUGCCAAAGUUUAAUUUGAUUUGAGCUUCUUUCUCAGCAACGAAAAAAUAUUUUCAGCACGAAAAAAUAAUUUUCCCUCAAAAACAGUUGAAACAGCUUUUUAAAACUUUGGCUGGUUUUCGACUGUGCGGCAUAUUUUUUUAAAAAAAUGCAAAAGCUCGAUUUUUUUCUGAGAAAGUUGUAGGGUAUGAUACUGACUUUCAGGAUUUUUUUAUACCUUUUUGCAAUGUUUUAAAAUUUUAAAAAUUAAAACUUUUUUUGAAAAAAACCUUUUUUUCCCUUUUUUUCAAUCGAAAAAAAUCGAAUAUUUCAUUUAAAAUGAUCAACUUGACGGAUAAAAAGAACUUUUUGAAUGAAAUUCCGAGGCCAACUUUGUGUUUUUUUGUAUGUUUGAGCAGCUGUGUGCCGUUUCGAACUCUGUCACCGAUUUUUGCGAAUUUUUUUGUGAAUGGGAAGCGGAAAAAAACGUGAAAAAAUAGUCGGAUUUGAUAAUUAUAUCAAAAAAAUAAAUGAAAAAAAAUUUCCACCGAAAAUUUCGGAAAAGGUUUUUUUCACAGAAUGUUCAUUUUGGUUUCCACACAGCAUCAAAAAGUAAUAUUUUUUUCUAAAGUUUUUUUAAAAGUUUUUUGAAACAGAAAUAUUUUUUAAAAGCUCAAAAUCGCCACACCCCGAUUUGACAUGAAACAGUAAUAUCUGAUUUUUUCUCAUUUUCCGGUUAAUGACUUCCUUUUUUUCCAGUACUGGCUGAAUGACUACGCCUCGAACAUUGGUUUCGGCAUUUUUCCAUUCGGGAAUCGAAAUCUUUGGUGUUGGUCAGUUUUUUUCCUUUUUUUAAAAAAAUAUAAUAAUUUUUCCAGAAUACGCCUACGGUGGCCAUCCGUACGCAUUUUCGGGCGUUUUCGAAAAAUUCGCCCCAGGAUGCCGAAGAACUCGGCGAAAACUUCAAAUUCAGGUCAGUCAUGCAGAGAUAUAUGCUAUGUAUUAAAAACAGUUUAAUCAGUAUUUUUUUAUUACUCUUAAGAAACAGGAAUGUGAGAUAAAAAAACUCAUUUUUUUGUGGAAUAACGAGAAAAAUUUUUUUCUGUACGAUUUUUUUAUGAAAAUGGAAGUUUUUUUCCGAAAAGAAUUUUUGAUUUAAGAUUGGUUUUUACUUAUAAUUCCCAUAAGUUUUUGCUUUUGUUAAUUUUGUCUGAAAUCUCAAAAAAAUUAGAAAUCUGACAUAAAAUCUGAUUUUUUUGAAGAAUUCGAAGAAAUUCCCUAUUAGAAAUUCGAUAAAAAACGUUUCAAACUCAUGAUUUUUUUAACAAAUUUUUUUCACUUUCUCAAUUUUUCAUUGAAGCUACUAGUGAGAAUAGGGAUUCCAGAGUGGUCCCUAUAGGACCCUCCUAAGGCUCCCCUCUAGGGACAACUUUAGAGACCACCGGAGCUUGCAAAAGUGGCCCCUUUAGGGAUUUUUGUUAGUAUAAAAGUUACCAUAAUCUCUAGAAUUAACACUUUCAGCCGAUUCAAACCCUUUUCAUUUAUCAAAGUUUUGAAAAAUUUUUUUUCGAUUCGGACGAUUACUGUAGCUUCAAAGUACGCAGUAAAAGUGUCUGCAGAUUUUUGUUCAAGUGAAAAAAUUCCAGGGAGUCGAUCGUAGUCGGAGAGACGGAUUUGACGGCGUCCGACGUCAGGAAUCUGAUCAAACAGCUUGGAGACGAAUUCCGAGGCGAUCGGUACUCGAAAAUUCAGGAAAUUUCAAUAAUUUAUUGAUUUUUUCAGGUACCACUUGAUUUCUCGGAAUUGCAACCACUUCAGUUCGGUUUUCACGAGGGUGGGUUUCCCAACAAAAUCGGAGAGAAAACGGGAAAAAGUCGAAAAAUUGCAAAAAAAAAGACUAUCAUAAAGUUCUCAUUGAGAAGUAAGACGAAAAAUCGCGAGGGUUUUAGAAAAAUUUUAAACUCGAAAAAAAUCCAUUUUUUUCUAUGCAAAAAUAUGCCUUUUUUUCCAAUCAAAAAAAUGAAAAAGAAAAAAAAUCGAAAAAAAUCAAAAAGUUAAAAAAAUUUCUUUUUAACCCAAAAAAAUCCUUCCUUUCGGUUCCUGGAAAGUACUCAAUUUUUGAAAAGUAAAAAUUCAUCUUUUUUUAGAAAUUUUUAGUUCAUGUUGAAAAUCAACUUUCUAUUCGAUAAUCUAAGAUUUGAGAAGUUUUUUUAUUUUUUUCCCAGUUCAAAAAAAAGUUGGAAAAAGAGAAAAAAAUCAGCUAAUUCUCAAAUUUAUCGAUUUUUUUCUGGUCCAAAAAAAGCUUGAAUUGAAUUUUAUUCCAGUUCAUAGUCACAAGAAUAACGUAUAAAUUACAAUUUUAUCGAUCUCAAUAUUUUUUUAAUCUGGUGAAUAAGGCAUAUUUUUCAUAUUUAUCGAUUUUUAUCACUAUUUCUGAUUUUUAAAAAAAGCUUGAAUCCAGGUUAAGAUCAAUUUUAAUCCAUUUUUUUCUGAUCUAAAAAAAGAAUUUUGCAGUGCCUGACGGGCAAAGAAAUCCCCGGCUGGAUCAAUCGAUUGGCCAACGUCAGCGGGUCGAUUCCCUUCUUGGAAAGGGUUUUUUGGAGUCAAUUUUUUCAUGAAUUAUUGAUUUUUUGCCCAGGUAAUCCCACAAGAAUGGCUGACCCCCGUGGCUCUCCAAAACACAAUCGAGGAGACCAAACGCGAAAAAGCCGAAAUGGCCGAGGAGGCCACCGAAACCGCGAUUAGAAGAUCGUUGAAUGGUCAGUUUUGCGGGGUUUUUCCGGUUGAAAAUUAAGAAAAAAAUGAGAGAAAAUCGAUUUUUUUCCAGCUUUUUAAAAUGAAAAAAAUGAGCUCACAAAAAAAUAAUAAAAAUAGAUUUUUUUCAUGUUUGAAAAAUUAAAAUUCAGGAAAAAAAUGAUGAAAAAAAUAGCUUUUUACAGCUUUAAUAAUAAAAAUUACGAUUAAAAAAAUAGCUGUUUUUUUCGUCGUUUAAAAAAACGAAAAUUUAAGAUAAAAAAAUGAUAAAAAAAUCAGCAUUAUUCCAAUUUUAAAAGUAGAAAUCGAAAGUAGAAAUGAAAAAAAUCUUGCUUUUUUUCAGCUUCAAAAAAAUGAUAAAAAAAUGAAAAAGAAGCUUUUUCCAGUUUUUUUAAAAAAAGCUCUAAUAAAGAAAAUUACGAAAUAAUAUCUUCUUUUAGAUUUUCAAAAUGAAAAUUUAAGAUAAAAAUGACUAAAAUCAGCUUUUUUCAGCCUUAAUAUGAUGAAAAUCGGUUCUAGAAUUGUGAAUGAAAAAUGAAAGUAGCUUUUUUCCGCUUUUUAGUUGAAAGAAUGGGUUAAAAGCUUAGAAAAUUCAAGUGUUUUUUGAAUUUUUUGAAGUUGGUAAUGUGAGAGUGGUCCCUAGAGGGGUAAGACAGGAAAUAUAGAGGGCAAAUAGUUUUUACUGAAGGGUUAAAGUUAUAUAAGGUCUUACCUUUCAGGCUCUAGUGGUCCCUCUAGAGGUUUUUCAGUUUUUUUUUCAGGUUUUAAAGUUGAAAGGACAUAUAGGGACCUCUAUAGUGAUUUAGUGACCUUUUUAGGAAAGGCAAAGUGAUUCCUAAAGGAGAGCUUCCAGGGGCCUUAAGGUUGCCCCUCUAGGGACCAUUCUGGCGUUCUAAAGAAGGAUAUUUGAAUGAUAAGUGAACAAAAUGGCACGAUUAGGAAAUUCGAGCAAGUUUUUAUCGAAAAUCGGUUUUUUUUUUCCUGAGUUUUAAGUGAAAAAAAUGAGUAGAAAGACGUGAAAAAGAAGUUUUUUCCUCCAGGCCUAGCGGAAAAUGAUCGGAAUAGUCGGUCUUCUUUAAGUGGUCACUAAAGGGUCUUUCUUUUUCCUAGCUUUUGAGCUCAUUGAAUUGAUAGUAAUCUCAUACAUGAGAUAGUCUUGGUAGAAUUUUUCAAAAAGGCGGGGGGACUUGGCAAAAAAACAAGAAAGUGGGGGUGGCUAUCGCCAGUCAUGCUCAUCCCAUGUAAGAGUAACCUCAUGGAUCGUUUUCUCUUUCCAGAUUCCCGGACGACGAUCGUCAACGGCCAUCCGGGCAACGGCGUCGUCGAACGUUCCUCGUCGGCCUACCAGUCUUCGUCGUCGUCGACGUCAUCUGAAGACGGCAACGGGCCCGGCAGCUACUCCCCGAUGCCCAUCAAAAGAGGCACGACGAACGCAGCGACGACGCAACAACGCCGCAGCAGCUCGCCGCCCAUCUACCGCCUCUGGAACCAGAUCAAGGCGAGCAUCGGCGUCUCCGCCCAGAACGCCCUCGUCCCGACCCCGCCUGGCAUCGGCGGCAUCGACGCCCGAUAA
Caenorhabditis auriculariae is the source of this 4649-nucleotide messenger RNA. The record is from the annotation of a GenBank genome assembly. NCBI's taxonomy places the organism in Eukaryota, Metazoa, Nematoda, Chromadorea, Rhabditida, Rhabditidae.